CCGUAUUACUACGCGCACGUCGCGACGUUGUUUGAGAACAAGUUGCAACAUGAUGCGGUGGUACAGUCAUGUCAGAAGGCCUUGAUUGGAUUGACAAUCCUGCCGGUGCCGGAUGAGAUCCUUGAACAGGAAAUUGUGCAGAGGAUGCUCAAGGCUGCCAUUGCAGGCGGAAUGUGGGAUGAGGCUUACACGGCCAUGACCCGCGUAUCAAGCGCACCUAGACAGAGAGAUGCCUUGAAGGAGCUUAUCCCGAGCAUGUGUGAACAGAACAUGGCGGAACGGAUGUGUUCGUACCCAUUCUUUGGUUUGUUAGAUGAGGUUGACGCGAUCCUUGCCCAGAAGGCGAAGAACAUGGUUGAUGUCCGCGCACAACCGCAAUACCACAAGAUUCUGUACUCUUGGCGUGUAAGUCACUCCAACUUCCGC
Saitoella complicata NRRL Y-17804 is the source of this 426-nucleotide messenger RNA. RefSeq lists its product as uncharacterized. Gene Ontology annotation, molecular function: structural constituent of nuclear pore. The annotation marks the transcript as partial. NCBI's taxonomy places the organism in Eukaryota, Fungi, Ascomycota, Saitoellomycetes, Saitoellales, Saitoellaceae. Gene Ontology annotation, cellular component: nuclear pore. The transcript has a single exon. The record is from RefSeq and is a predicted model, not a curated record.